Messenger RNA from Gasterosteus aculeatus aculeatus (three-spined stickleback), 3260 nucleotides. It is a transcript of the gene c14h2orf42, whose product is annotated as chromosome 14 C2orf42 homolog. Lineage: Eukaryota; Metazoa; Chordata; Actinopteri; Perciformes; Gasterosteidae. Gene Ontology annotation, cellular component: nucleus. The record is from RefSeq and is a predicted model, not a curated record.
GGGGGAGUCGUUACAGGCGCAAUGCGGUUGUCAGGAUGUAAGGAGCAAUGGCGACGGUCGAGACGGUUUUGGAGGCCACAGUUGAGAUGAAUUUGGACCAAACAGAAGCCGAACUCAGGUGUGAAUCCCGUCUCUUCCACCUCAACUGUUAGUAGCAGAAUGGAGCCGGAAGUGACGGCGUCCUCGCCAUCCGGCGCGCUCUCGUCCUCCGCUCCCCAGACUUCGCCCGCGCCGGCCCACCUGGCGGCGAAGCAGAGGGACGGCAGAAAGACCCCGUCCGCCGCCCCCGCCUUCCUCUCCAACCUGGGGAGGGCCACCCUGCGGGGGAUCCGCAAGUGUCCGCAGUGCGGCGUCUACAACGGCACCCGGGGGCUCAGCUGCAAGAACAAAGCGUGCGGGAUUUCCCUCAGGAACGCCUCCUCGGCGGCGGGCAGGAGCGGCAAGAAAUGCGCGGUGGACGCGGUGAGAGUGAUCGUAGACAGCGAGGAGAGGAGGGGGAAGGAGGGCGCCGGUGUAGGAAGAGGGGGAGAUGGCGCAGGGGGCCCGGGCGGCGCCUCGGCCGGAGGAGUGCAGGUGUUCUCGGUGCGUCACAGAGGGAGAGGAUCCACCGCCACGCAGUUGGGCUUCGUUGAGCUCGUCCCCACGGACACGGCCAUAGCGACGGGUGACGGCGCCACCCUGCUGACCCGCAUCAACCUGGGACGCUGCUUUUUGCCCUCGUGCAGGCAGGGUCAAAGGUCGCAUCGGGGCGAGGCGGAGUCCGGGACGGCCGCUUCGAAACAGCCCCCGGACAGCCUGUGCGUCCACAUCAAGCAGGCGAUCGAGUGCAGCGCCUUCUCCACGCCGCUGACCCUGAAGAGCUCCGUCCUGGACGGCCUGCAGGCCUCCAUCCAAGCCAGGAAGGAGCUGUGGCGGCUCGCCACGGAGUCCCCGGGCCCCCUGGUGCAGCGCGUGGCCAAGGGCACGCUGGUGGUGAAGUGCCACGUGGAUUCCCAGCAUCCCCUGGGGCUGCUGCAUCUCACCGUCGGUGCGGGCGGGCUGUCCGAGGGUGUGAAGAGCGAGAGGAAGGGCAGAGAGCAGCAGCACGCCGUCUUCCACUGCGCCUGCCAGGUCGGCGGCAGGAGGAGCAAAGCCGGCGUCGAUGCGGCGGGGGGAUCCGCCGACUUGCACCCUCCGCCUUCCGGGCCGGACCCGUCGCAGCCCUGCCUGCACUUCUACGCCUGCGUGUGCGCCCUCGCAAGCGACGAGAAACUGGCGUCGGAGUUUGCCGCUUUCAUCAAGUACACGCCGAAUGGUGUGCAGCAGAACGCUCCCGGUCCCGGCGGGAAGCCUCGCCCCGCCGACCCGAUCAGCCCCCUCCUGAAAACAAAGAAGCUGCGCCUGGAUGAAUCUCUCUCUGGUGGUUUCACCGUAACUCCUCCCGCUCUACCUGUGACCACCGCGCCGGUGCAUGUCGCCCCCACCCUUCCUCCGUCCUUCCUCCUCGGCCUCAGUGGCCCCUGUGGUCCCGUUAGAAGAGGCCCCGCCCCUCCAGGGGGUAUGCAGGUCGUGGAUGAGCGGGCGCUGACGUUGGGCUUCCAGCAGUGGCUCGCCGGCGUCACAGAGAGGAUCCACCAGACGAUGCACUACCAGUUUGAUGGGAAGCCAGAACCUCUGGUGUACCACAUCCCGCAGGAGUUCUUCAGCGCUCUGCUGCACCGUCUGUCGCUGGCCUCCAAGAAGAAGAGGCUGCCGAACUUCACCUCAGCGGUGGUGAGGAACGACGGACUCCCUCUGGGCUCGUUCUGCAAGCACACGUGGCACAUCACCAGCCUCACGCAGGUCAAACGCGUCUUUGACACCUCGGAGGUGCCUCUGGAGCUCACUCAGAGCUUUGUGAAGAACGCCGACGGCUCUUAUUCCCGCUUCCGCUGCCCGGAGCCGCCGCCCGACCCGGAGCCGCCGGAGGGGCCGAGGACGGACCGGCCGCAGGCCAUCCGGCCGAUGGAGCUCCGCACCUUCCUCAGAGUCGGGCCGGCGGCGGAGCAGACGGAGGCCGGCCCGUUCGUGAUCGAGUGGAUCCCGGACGUUCUGCCUCGCUGCCGCAUGGGGGAGCUCAGGAUCGCCUUCGAGUUCGGCCACCAGCAGGGGGGGUCGGACCCCACGAAGCACGCGAGCGCCGUGGAAAUCCUUCAGGUGGUUGUGUAGUGACGGCCGGUCCGUGGGACAGACUGAUGUGUUGAACACGGUACGGAUCAAUUCCCAUGUGAAUUACUCGUUAUAUUGAUCAGUAUUCUUAUCCGAUCUAGUCUGUAGUGCAGCACUCGAUUAUUUAUUUAUGAUAAACGUACAGAGACGUAAUCAAUAGCUCUUACAUGACAGUCAUCAAAACAAAGACAAAACAACUAUAAAAGAACCAUAUUUGGGGAAUUUGGCUUAAACAUUUUGUAACAACAAAAUAAGAACUUUUUAAACGUGCGCAGGUUUAUAUUUAUAUUAUUUUUCAGGUAAAAGAUGUUGCUUCCGUUGGAAAAAAAGACAUUUAAAAACAAACACUAUGUCUGUAAAUCAAAGUAAUGUAUGUGUAUGGUGAACGUUACGUUAUGAUAUAAUUAUGGAUCAAAGCAAAGGGAUAUAAAUGUUUUAAACGGGGUGUUGGUGGUGCUUCAGUCUGUGUGUUGUGUGUGUUGAUAACAUAAUGUGUGUCAAACAACCGGCCAUAACCACAGACAUUGGAGCGCUAUUGUGAUACUAUAUUUAUCUAAGUCUACUAAGCCAAAAUGAUAGUAUUUCUAACAUUUUUUAAAGAUGUAUUGAUUUAAGAUCACAAAUAAACGUUGAAGUAGAAAUCAACGCGUAUCAACCAGCUAAUCAUUAGCAUGCUAGCUAACUUUAGCAUCAAGUCUUCAUUUGGCCUCACUGAGCUGCUGUAGACUCUGAUUCCUGUUUAUCAUUUGAAACCGUGGACUUGGGAUGGAAAAUGUUGAAUAAUUACUCUUUGAUGGGUCAUAUUUUAUAUUCAGCUUUAUCACAUUUAAAAGUAUCCACAUACAAACCUGACCGCUACAACUAUUUUCAUUAUUUAUUAUUCGGCCAGGCAACGUAUGUCACCAGCAGAUGGAGAUAAAGUACAAUAUACGAUGCACCAAUUCAGAAGAGGACAUUAGAUGAGGAAAGUUCAUUAAUAGGAAAAUAUGCUUUUCUACAUAGUGUUGUUGUUGUUCUUGUAUUGUUACCUGCCUAAAUAAAGUGUUUCCCUUUGCAUACAUGGAUGCAGAAAA